This is a messenger RNA of Microplitis mediator, 1597 nucleotides long. Its product is annotated as odorant receptor 82a-like. Gene Ontology annotation, biological process: sensory perception of smell; detection of chemical stimulus involved in sensory perception of smell. The record is from RefSeq and is a predicted model, not a curated record. Bases 120 to 1451 code for a protein of 443 amino acids. Gene Ontology annotation, molecular function: odorant binding; olfactory receptor activity. NCBI's taxonomy places the organism in Eukaryota, Metazoa, Arthropoda, Insecta, Hymenoptera, Braconidae. The transcript has 6 exons. Gene Ontology annotation, cellular component: plasma membrane.
CUAUUAUUAUAAAUUUAUAUGCAACGGACAAAAUAAUUUUCAACAAUUUUCGAUUGAUUUCGUGAGGUAGAAAAAAAAAGGAUAUAACUUUUGUAGAAGGUAUACUUGUUCUACAGACAAUGAAAAAAAAAUUGGACGACGUUCUAGUCAUGCAGAGAACUCCAAUUGAAACUCAUCGAAAAACUGUAGAUAUUACGAUACUUUUAUUCAAAUUUUGUGGAUGUUGGGAUUACGAUUCGUCGAAAUUUUCAUUGAAGUUAGUCAAUUUUUUGAGUCGAACAAUCAAUUGGGCGUGUUGUCUAUGCAUACUUAUACCAUUAGCUGUUGAUAUAAUUAAAAAUAUAAAAAGUCUUGAAAUUAUCACCAAUGAUGUGGGAUAUCUUGCGCCAUUAUAUUCAACAUUUUUGAAAAGCAUUAAAGUACAAACAUUACAAAAAGAAAUUGGACAACUUAUAAAUUCAAUCCAUCAGCCUAUCGACAAAUUACGGUACUCAUCUGACGUGGGAGUAUUGACAAAAAUACGCACUGCCAUUUGUUACCAAAAUUUUGAUUACUCGGUAUAUGCAAGUGUCUUAAGUUUUGUAUUUUUUGCCGUAAUUAUAAUAUCAGCAAGUGUAUCAAACACAGGUCUACCAAUGCGAGGAUAUUUUCCAUUCAACGAAACGAUCUCACCAGCAUUUCAAAUAGUAUUUCUGCUGCAAUUUUGGUCUGUCCUUAUAAAUUGUGCAUGGGCUUUACUGGUCGACUUGUUACUCAUCGGACUUAUUAGAUGGAUAAAUGUGCAGCUAUACGUUUUACAAAAUAAUUAUGAAAAUUGUCGUCCUGAUAUUUCAGAUCGUGAUAAUUUUUUAAUUUCUCACGAUAAUUACACGCUAAUAAAAAAUUACAAUUUUUUUAAAGUACCAGAGGAACAGUUCAGGAUACGGUCAUUUGUGGCAUUUCAGAUGGAUGAAAUAAAUGUUAAAAAUGAUUCAUUCACACUACGAUUUAAAACAUGUAUCAAACAUCACCAACGAAUCAUCGACAGUGUUAAUAACUACAAUGAUUUGUUCAAUUCUAUGUUGUUCGUGCAAAUAUUUAAUAAUCAAUUCGUAGCCUGUCUUUGUCUAUUCCAAGGUGUUUUGGCAAUGAAGCAAAAUAAAGAUUUCAUAAAUUAUUUCAUUCUGUCUGGAUCAAGUGUAACAGAAUUGUUUUACUUCUGUUUUUUUGGCAGCCAAUUAAUUAUUGAAGCAGAAAAAGUACAUGAAAGUCAAUGGAAGUCUGGUUGGGACGAUAACAUUUGCCCCGAAGUACGUGAUCUGAUGUUGAAUGCUCUACUACAAUCUAUGAAACCACUCAAGAUAAUAGCGGGAUAUUUUUUCGUAUUCUCUGUGGAAACAUUCGUAUCGGUUCUGCAAAAGGCUUAUUCAUAUUUUGCGAUUCUCAAUACAGUUAUAGAUGAAAAUGAUUAAACAAAAUAUAUCGAUAUUUAUUCAACAUGGUGUGAUUAUAGCAAUGACAUUAUCAAGCUUCAUAUGAUAAACUAUUUUUAUAUAAAUGUUAAUUCUUUAUAGUAUAUUAGUAUUUAAAUAAAGUUAAACUUGAAGGAAAUAUUCAU